Molecule: messenger RNA, 5345 nt
Organism: Misgurnus anguillicaudatus (oriental weatherfish)
Lineage: Eukaryota; Metazoa; Chordata; Actinopteri; Cypriniformes; Cobitidae
Source: RefSeq, a predicted model, not a curated record
CAUUGGGUUUAUUGGGACGUGUAAAUAUAAGUGAGUCAGACUGCCGCUGCGCUGGGUGGAGAAGAGCGCGUGCACGCAGUGAUUGGCAAUCGGGCUAGUUCAAAUCUGAACAUUACAAGUGAACACUCAGGGAGUGGUGAUGCGCGUACGUCAUAUUUUUAACGUCUUUUCCUUAUUAACCUUCUAAUCUCUCUUAAACCUCGUAAACAUUUUAUUAUCAGUUCACCAGAAGUGAGAAAAUCCGAUGGGAAAGGCGCGGAACUUUGUGAUCAUACCCAAACUGUGGAUUAGUAACUGACGGGAUUAUUCCUCAGGGAGAGUAUCCGAAAGAAGUAAAGGAAUUUGAUGGAUAAUUUUCGUUUAAGCACCAACGUAUAGUAUAAUCUAUACACUGUCCAUUUUCCAUCAAGAAGAGUUUUGUCACGGCUUUUUAACGGCGCGCGGCAUGCUGAAGUGCGCUCGUGUCAUCUCCAGGUGAUCGUUUACGCACGAGGCAAGAUGAGACAGCAGGUGCUCGCGCUCAGCGCGCUGAUGUUUCUGUGUGUACCACAGCCAGCCACUUUACAAACACAAGAAGUUUGCACAGGCACCAAAAAUGCACUGAGCUCCACAGGCACCCCUGCACAACACUACAACAACCUGAAGGAGCGCUACACCGGAUGUGAGAUUGUCAUGGGCAACCUUGAGUUAACACAGAUGGAGAAUAACCUUGAUUUGUCCUUUCUUAGUAAUAUCAGAGAGGUCACAGGCUACAUCCUCAUUGCUAUGAACCAGUUCAGCAGGCUGCCUCUGAACCGGCUCCGAGUGAUUCGCGGGAGCAGUCUGUAUGAAAAGGAAUGGGCACUUUCUGUAAUACAUAACUUUGAGGGCAACUAUGGCCUGGAAAGUCUGGGUCUCACUAACCUUACAGAGAUCUUGGAAGGCGGAGUGCAGAUCAUCUGGAACAAAAACCUGAGUUAUGCUCCCUCUGUAAACUGGACAGACAUUGUCAGAGACAAUACUGCUAAGAUCGAGAUCCAAAACAAUGGAAAUAAAGGACUUUGUGAUUUUACAUGUAAAUACUGCUGGGGUCCAAAUAAAGAUCAGUGCCAGAAAUUGACAAAAACAGUGUGUGCACCUCAGUGCCACGGCCACUGUUUUGGGACCAACCCCAAUGAGUGCUGUCAUAGAGAGUGUGCUGGAGGCUGCACCGGGCCGAGGGACACUGACUGCUUUGCCUGUCGGCAUGUCAAUCACUCAGGUGCCUGCGUCCCUCACUGCCCAUGGCCUUUGGUGUAUAACCGACAGACCUUUCAGCUGGAGCCCAACUCUGAAGCCAUGUACCAGUUUGGUUCAAUCUGCGUACCCAAAUGUCCCGCACACUUUGUUGUGGAUGGCAGCGCAUGUGUGAGCAGUUGCCCUCCUGGUAAAACAGAAAAAGACAAAAAUGGCAUUAAACAGUGUGAAGCAUGCAUUGGUCUAUGCCCCAAAGUAUGUGAGGGCACUGGAGCCAGUAAUAGGCAAACUGUGGACUCCAAGAACAUCGACAGCUUUAUCAACUGUACCAAGAUCCAAGGCAGUUUACACUUUUUGAUAUUAGGCAUCAAAGGAGACAGCUAUCAUAACAUAACAGCUCUGGAGCCCGAACAACUCAAAGUGUUUAGCACUGUCCAAGAAAUUACUGGUAUCUUAAAUAUUCAGUCUUGGCCCGAUGAGCUCAAUGAUCUGUCCGUUUUCUCCAGUCUCACUACCAUUCAGGGGAGAUCUUUGCACAACACUAAAAGACCCUUCUCAUUGUUGGUGAUGAAGAUUCACUCCCUUACUUCUCUGGGAUUACGUUCCCUUCGUGAGAUCAGCGACGGCAGUGUUUACAUCAGUAACAACGUAAACUUAUGUUAUCACCACACUGUCGACUGGAGCCAGAUUUUCACCGGUAGCCGCCAGCGGCGCAGGCUUUACAACAACGACAUCAAACAAAACAAACCCCCGGAACAGUGUGAGGCAGAGGGCCACAUGUGUGACCCGUUAUGUUCGGAUUCAGGAUGCUGGGGUCCUGGGCCUGAGCAAUGUUUGUCAUGCAGGAACCACAGUCGAGAUGGCACCUGUGUAGCCCACUGCAACCUUUACAGUGGUGAGCCACGGGAGUUUGCAGCAGCUAAUGGAGAGUGUCUUGCUUGUCAUCCCGAGUGUCUGCCUCAAAAUAAGAAUCAAACAUGUCAAGGAAAAGGUGCUGAUCAGUGCGUAGCGUGUUUACACCUGAAAGAUGGUCCGCACUGUGUCUCCAGCUGUCCCAGUGGAGUGAAUGGGGAAAAAGGGCAAACCAUAUUUAAAUACCCUAAUGCCGCAGGUCAAUGUGAACUCUGUCAUCUUAACUGUACUGGAGGAUGCACAGGCCCAACACUUCAGGAUUGUGAUGAUCCAGACAGACAAGUGAACAAUUUUAAUGUUGCAGGAAUAGUUGUUGGUGUAUUUGCUGGUAUUUUUGUGCUCCUGGUGUUGUUUGUGCUUGGGAUGUUGUAUCACAGAGGCCUGGCAAUCCGCCGAAAAAGAGCCCUCAGAAGGUACCUGGAGAGUGGUGAGGUCAUUGAACCGUUGGAUCCAGGAGAGAAAGGGACAAGGGUUCACGCUCGCAUUCUUAAAGCACAGGAGCUGCGAAAGGGCAAACUUCUGGGCUAUGGGGUCUUUGGCACUGUCAAUAAGGGUUUUUGGAUACCUGAAGGAGACUCUGUAAAAAUCCCAGUGGCAAUAAAGACCAUCCAAGACCGUAGUGGCCGGCAGACCUUCGCAGAGAUUACAGAUCAUAUGCUUGCAAUCGGAAGCCUAGAUCAUCCCUAUAUAGUGCGUCUCCUUGGGAUCUGUCCAGGGACAAGUCUCCAGCUGGUAUCUCAGCUCAGCCCUCAAGGAUCCUUGCAGCAACAUCUUCGACAACACAAAGACAGCCUGGACCCUCAGCGUCUGCUCAACUGGUGUGUGCAAAUCGCCAAGGGCAUGUAUUAUCUUGAGGAGCACUGCAUAGUCCAUAGGAACCUUGCUGCACGGAACGUGUUACUUAAAAGUGACUACAUUGUCCAGGUCUCAGACUUUGGGGUUGCAGAUCUGCUUUAUCCAGAUGAUAAAAAAUAUGUGUACAGUGAACAUAAGACGCCAAUUAAAUGGAUGGCAUUGGAGAGCAUCCUUUUCAGGAGAUACACUCACCAGAGUGAUGUGUGGAGCUAUGGGGUGACCGUAUGGGAGAUGAUGUCAUAUGGAGCUGAACCAUAUGCAGCCAUGCAUCCUCAUGAUGUGCCAGGUCUACUGGAAAAAGGCGAGCGAUUGGCUCAACCACAGAUCUCCACCAUAGAUGUCUACAUGGUCAUGGUUAAAUGCUGGAUGAUCGAUGAGAACGUAAGACCUACAUUUAAAGAGCUGGCUAAUGAAUUUACACGCAUGGCUAGGGAUCCACCUCGGUACCUUGUGGUAAAACCUUCUCAGAAUGGUAAUGGAGCAGUUGAAAGCCACCAACGUGAUGGCCCUCAUUUAGAAACACGCUUGCAGCAUGAUGACGAUGAUGAUGAAGUACUUGAGGACGGGUUCGCCACUCCUCCUCUCCACCUGUCGCCAGCUAGGAGUCAUUCUCGUCUCCGUAUGGCCUCUUACAAGGGAACAUCAGACCAUAUAACACCAGUGGGUUACCUACCCAUGACCCCUGGUCCUGGGGGUGACACUAGACAGAAAUCCCAAAGGAGGAGAAUUGGAUCAGCAAGGACAGAGUCAGAGUGCUCGGAGGGCAGGGGAACCAUCACAGACAUCGAAAUGGCCGAAUUCACCUCUCAAACCGGCAGCCUACGCCGAGGUCGCAGCCGUAUGGACAGCGCGUACAUGUCAACCAGUGUGUCUCUGGCUUCAGAUCCAUUCUCUCCAGGUCUGGAGGGUGUAGACCAUAAUGGAUACGUGCUUCCCACGGACACCCAUAUCCGAGACAGAGGUUCCAGAAGUGCUGUUCAUCCUGCUAGAAUGUCAAGAGGCUCCAAGACUGCUCUCACUAUACCAAAAACAGACACCACACAAGAGUACGAGCUAAUGAAUAAACAGCCCCAUCGACUCUCUCCUUCACCCACAGACACCACAGACAGUUCACCUUUACUGAACAAACAAUCUACCCCUGCCGAACCUGAAAAUACAUGCAGUGACAGUAUUUUACCACAAACAAGAGAUUCUGACCCAACGCAAACCGAGCCGUCCGAUGAUGGAGACAGCUUGCCGUCUGCAUCUUGCGGGGACAGUCCGUGUAGUGAAGGAACCCAGUGCGAUAGGCUUCCUUCCCAGAGCAGUGAUCUAGACGAAGACCUUCCAGAAGACAGGCAGCCGCAAGAAACAGUAGUAGAGUAUGAAUAUAUGGACAUACGAACUGAAACAGUGCCACAACAUCAGGCAGCAAACUCGAAAGAGAAAACCAGUAAUUCAGAUGCAAUGGUGAGUGGUGCCAGAGAAGCAGUUUACCAAAAUAUAAGUGAACUCCCUAGGUGGAGUGGGAGACAGAGGGACAGUAAGGAUUCUGACAGCACUACAGGGCCUGGCGAGUAUGUGGACAUGGAUGCUUCUGGAAGACCUUGCUCUGAUGGAGAUCAACCAGAGUAUCAGAACAUACUGGUAACAGGAAGGCCAGUAAUGGGUGAAGAUUCUCAAAAGACCAGCCUCAGGUCCUGCGUGAACGCGUAUAAUGGAAUAGAUGAGCAAGGAACUUCUUUUGACAACCCGGACUAUUGGCACAGCAGACUGUUUCACAAGCAGGAUGCUGUAUGUACGUAGUCACCGGUGUAAGACUUUAACUAACAAAUGUAAACAAGAUGAUGGCAGAACAUGGAAACAAUAAGGACUGGCAUAACCAGCAUGUUUCUCAGAACAUAUGUAUAUGCUCUUAUGUGUUGAUUUAUUGCCAAUGAAGUAAAAUGCUAUACUUCAUUACGGUAUGUGACCCUGCCUGUGAAAACCCAGCUAAAGUCAUUUUUUGUGAUUUACUGUUUUCUACAUAAAAUCAUCCUAUAUAAUGUUAAGUACAUUCUGUGAAAAUAUAACCUUCAUUUCUUUAAUAUUGACUGAGUAAGGACAUGUCAAAGAUUGAAAUCAAUGUGAAAUCAAUGCGUAAAAUCAAAUUUUCAUGCUUCUAAUCUAAUAAUUAGAUUAUGAGACUUUAUUUAAAGGGUUUUCACAUAUGAUCUGUCCUGUUGAAGAUUUGCCUACCUCCACUUGUUUGUCUUUGAUGUCCAACUACUAUGGUUUUAUAUACAGUGUAUGUUUUUGUAAAUAGUUAUUUGUUUACUGUUUUAUAAAAAAAUUGUUAAACAAAAUUUUGUAUUUUGAUUUGCUCAAUCAAUAAAGUAAUCUGU